This is a messenger RNA of Varanus komodoensis (Komodo dragon), 2747 nucleotides long. RefSeq names its product vomeronasal type-2 receptor 26-like. Lineage: Eukaryota; Metazoa; Chordata; Lepidosauria; Squamata; Varanidae. Gene Ontology annotation, molecular function: G protein-coupled receptor activity. The annotation marks the transcript as partial. The transcript is spliced from 5 exons. Gene Ontology annotation, biological process: G protein-coupled receptor signaling pathway. The record is from RefSeq and is a predicted model, not a curated record. Gene Ontology annotation, cellular component: membrane.
AUUUUUUCCUAAAAACAACCAGCAUGCCCUUGCCUUUGUGUUUGCCAUUAACGAGAUCAACAAAGCAGCUGAGCUGUUACCCAACACCUCCCUGGGAUUCAAGAUUUAUAACAGUGCUUUUGAUUCAAGGGAAACAAGUAUGAAUAUAGUGAGCAUCCUGUCCAGUGGAAAAGGGCAUUGUCCCAAUUACAGCUGUGCGAGGAAAGAGACAAUAGUGGCUGUCGUUGGGGGUCUUACCUCCAAGAACUCUAUCCAGGUGGCCAACAUUUUAAAUACCCACAAGGUCCCACAGCUCAGCUAUGGCUCCUUUGAUCCAGUGUUGCGAGACAAAGUUCAGUUUCCUUCUUUUUACCAGAUGGUUCCAAAAGAAGGUCCUCAGUAUGCUGGGAUCGUGCAGCUCGUCAAGCAUUUUGGGUGGACAUGGGUCGGCCUCUUGGUUCCAGACAACGAUAGUGGAGAAAGCUUCCUUCGAACCCUGAGAGCAAGGCUUUUGCAGAAUAGGAUUUGCCUUGCUUGGGUACAGGUGAUCCCCUUCUUCUCAAACUUUUCACCAGUGGAAAUCUUUGACAAAAAGUUGGUACCUCUUGAAUCAGCUCUUGUAUCGAGUGAGGUCAAUGUGGUCCUUGUCCAUGGUGACAAUCAGUCUCUGGAGUGCCUCAGACUAAUUGUGUUCAGGAAUGAAGUUUUGCGUAAGCGCCCUGUAGAGAGGGUGUGGAUCACUACAGCGGAAUGGGAUAUCACGGCUGUACCCGACUGGGAAGAAUUCACGCCUAAGUCCUUCCAUGGAGCCUUGGCAUUCACUCUUCAUACAAAGAAGGUGCCAGGAUUUCAGGACUUCCUUGAGAAAAUACAUCCAUACCAGUCAAAUGUUUAUUACAUUAAGUAUUUCUGGUUCACGACGUUUAACUGUCCGUUCCCAGAUGAUACCCUUUUGCUUCCAGACCAGGAAUACUGCACAGGGGAGGAGAAGCUGGCGAGCCUUCCUGGCUCUGUGUUCGAACUGGGCAUGUCCGGCCAGAGCUACAAUGUCUACAAUGCUGUCUAUGCUGUGGCAUAUGCCCUCCAAGCAAUGGGUUUGGUGGGAGCCAAAGGGACCUCAAGAAGAGAUGAAGGAAGCUGGAAACUUUCUCAAGUUCAGUCAUGGCAGCUUCACUCUUUUCUGAGAAAUAUCCACUUCAAUAACAGUGCAGGGGAAGAAAUUGUCUUUGAUGGCAAAGGGGAGCUGGCAGGAGGAUACGAUCUCAUCAACUUGGUGACCUUCCCCAAUGGCUCAUUCCAGAGAGUCCAAGUUGGGAGGGUAGACCCCAUGGAUCCUGCAGAGGAUGGUUUCACUGUUAAUGAAAGUGCCAUUGUGUGGAAUCACAGGUUUCCUCAGAUGAUGCCCAGGUCCACCUGUGUGGAGAGCUGUCGCCCUGGACAGAGCAUGCUUGUCCAUGAGGAGAAGCAAAUCUGCUGCUAUGGCUGCCUCGAGUGCCCCCAUGGGGAGAUUUCCUUCCUGUUGGAUUCAGUCCAUUGUGAGAAGUGCUCAGAAGAUCAGCGUCCAAACAAGAAGCGGAACCACUGUGUUCCCAAAGAGAUCAGCUACCUCUCUUACCAGGAGCCCCUGGGGGUCGUUCUGGCAUCCUUAGCCCUUGUGCUCUGUGUGCUCACAGUGAUGAUGACUGGGGGCUUCAGCGUGCGCUGGAACACACCUGUUGUCAAGGCCAACAACUGGACCAUCACGUGUGCCCUGCUCGCCUCCCUGCUGCUCUGCUUCCUCUGCUCCUUCUUGUUCAUAGGGAGGCCCAGGAAGAUAACCUGCCUCCUGCGGCAAACCAUGUUUGGCACUGUCUUCUCCAUCGCUGUGUCCUGUGUGUUAGCAAAGACCAUCACGGUGGUGCUGGCCUUCAUGGCGACAAAACCCGGAAACAAGCUGAGGAAAUGGGUUUUUGGGAAGAAAUUCGCUCUCUUGGUCAUCGUUCUGUGUUCUCUGUUUCAAGUGGGCAUGUGUGCUGUAUGGCUGGCAACUUCUCCCCCCUUCCCAGAGUUUGAUGUGCACUCUCAAGAUGACCUGAUCAUAGUUCAAUGCAAUGAAGGCUCCCUCCUCAUGUUCUACAUUGUCCUGGGCUACAUGGGGGUUUUGGCCAGCCUCAGUUUCACUGUGGCGUUCCUUGCCAGGAAGUUGCCUGAUACCUUCAAUGAAGCCAAGAUGAUCACCUUCAGCAUGCUGGUCUUCUGCAGUGUGUGGGUGUCCUUUGUGCCCACCUACCUGAGCACCAAGGGGAAGUACAUGGUGGCUGUGGAGAUCUUCUCCAUCUUGGCUUCUGGGGCCGGCAUAUUGGGUUUUAUCUUCCUGCCCAAGUUUUUCAUUGUAAUAUUUAGGCCAGAACUGAAUACGAGAGAGCAGUUAGUCAGGAAGAAGCAUGGCUAGAAUAGAGUGGGGAGGUUGAACUUUGGGGUUUCCUAGGAAGGGCAUUCCAUUGAAAUGUAGGAAGGCUCAUGUGGCAAAAUGCUCUCUUUUUAAUAGUGUGGUGCCCAAUUGUUUGUGAAUCACAAGCAAAAUUUUGAAUAUCUGCUCCAAACAGGUAGCCAAUGAAACUGUUUUAACCAGAGUCAAGUGCUCUCUGCAUGUAUGUAUGGCUAUCUUGUGGCUGCCAUCCAGACCAAGGAAGGCUGGUGGACAUACUUGAAGAGUAGAAGUUAUCAGUAUUAGCAUACCUUGCCAGACGCCCAUCCCUGGUAGUUUCCUAGGGGGAACCAGCAGCAGC